Molecule: messenger RNA, 897 nt
Organism: Abrus precatorius (Indian licorice)
Lineage: Eukaryota; Viridiplantae; Streptophyta; Magnoliopsida; Fabales; Fabaceae
Product: cysteine-rich repeat secretory protein 15-like
Exons: 3
Coding region: 1-870 (289 amino acids)
Cellular component (GO): plasmodesma
Source: RefSeq, a predicted model, not a curated record
AUGUUCAGAAGACUUCAACUAGACUCGAAUCACAGAAUCAUCUUAGCUUUGAGACUCACUGCUCUGCUAUUUUUCUUUCGUUCAGUUCAGUAUGCUUAUGGCUACUCAUCAAGGGCUCAUAUCUUCAUAUAUGCAGUCUGCUCUCAAGAAAAAUACCAACCUAACUCACCCUUUGAAGGCAACCUUAACAGCUUUCUGUCUUCAGUGUUCAGUUCAUCAUCUGAGGUUACUUACAAUAGCUUUGCUAUUGGAAAUGGAAGCUCAACACCACAAGAGGGAACCAUAUAUGGCUUAUACCAGUGCAGAGGUGAUUUGCAUCCAAUUGACUGCUCAAAAUGUGUUGGAAGAUCUGUUAAUCAAAUAGGCUUGGUUUGUCCCUAUGCCCUUGGUGCUUCUUUGCAACUUGAAGGCUGCUACGUAAGAUACGAACAUACUGGUGAUUUCCUAGGAAAACUGGACACCAGUCUGAGGUACAAGAAAUGUAGUAAAGCAGUAACUAAUGAUGGUGGGUUCUUUGAGCGUAGAGACGAUGUUCUUGCUGAUUUGCAAACAGCUAAUGGAUUUAGAGUCAGUAGUUCAGGCCUAGUUGAAGGGUUUGCACAAUGCUUGGGGGAUUUAAGUGUAUCGGAUUGCUCCUCUUGUCUAGCUGAUGCAGUUGGAAAGCUGAAAAGCUUGUGUGGAUCAGCAGCAUCAGCUGAUGUGUUCUUGGGACAAUGUUAUGCUCGGUACUGGGCAUCUGGCUAUUAUGACGAAUCAGAUUCUUCCAACGAUGACCAAGUUGGAAAAUCUGUUGCCAUUAUUGUGGGUGUGUUUGCAGGUCUAGCCGUUCUAGUUGUACUCCUCUCAAUUUGCAAAAAGGCAGCAGGUUAAGAAGAUAGAGGUGCCAAAAGAUUGGGU